This is a messenger RNA of Patella vulgata (common limpet), 1762 nucleotides long. RefSeq names its product phytanoyl-CoA dioxygenase, peroxisomal. The transcript has a single exon. The record is from RefSeq and is a predicted model, not a curated record. Gene Ontology annotation, biological process: fatty acid alpha-oxidation. Bases 167 to 1159 code for a protein of 330 amino acids. Gene Ontology annotation, molecular function: phytanoyl-CoA dioxygenase activity. NCBI's taxonomy places the organism in Eukaryota, Metazoa, Mollusca, Gastropoda, Patellidae.
GACUAAACCUUUGCACUUUGACCAGUGUUGUGUUUUUCAAUGUUAAAGUCCUAGAUCAUAAUAGUAAUAGUAAAAUAAUUAUGACUUGUGUUCAGUGUCUGACAUUUACGAAAUAUUAAAUCUGUGAACCAUCUUGAAAUAUAGAUCUUCAAAUCUAUUUUAAAAAAUGGAUCGGUCUGGUAGUGGUACAAAAGUGCAGUUAUUGCCAGAGCAUAAUGGAUGUUCUGCAAUACAAGAAGCAAGCCCAGAUGCAUCAUUUAUUUACACACUAGAUAAUAACAGAUUAAGCAUGAAACAGAGACAGUUUUACGAGGACAAUGGCUAUAUCGUUAUCAAAAAUCUUGUUUCUAAUGAAAAAUUGGGCAUUUACAAAGAUAGAUUUAAAAGGAUUUGUAAAAAAGAAGUGAGUGUGCCAGGAAUGCUGAUCAUGAAAGAUGUUGCUGUAACGUCAUCAGAGUAUGUUCCAGGAGAAAAGGCUGUAGCAAAGAUCCAGGACAUUGUAUUGGAUGAGAUUUUGUUUGGUUAUUGCUGUUUACCAGAGUUAAUAGAUUAUGUUGAAUGUUUUACUGGACCUGACAUUGAUGCUAGACACACCAUGCUGAUUAACAAACCUCCAGAUACAGGGAGUAAAUCAUCAAGACAUCCUAUGCACCAAGAUUUACACUACUUUCCUUUCCGACCUGCUAACAGAAUCGUUUGUGCUUGGACAGCAAUGGUGAACGUUACCAAAGAAAAUGGCUGUUUGGUAGUCGUACCAGGAACACAUAAAGAAAAGUUGUUACCCCAUUGUUUUCCAGACUGGGAAAAUGGUGUCAACAAAAUGUACCAUGGGAUACAGAACUAUGACUUAAACCAACCAAGAGUUCAUCUAGAAAUGGAGCCAGGCGAUACAGUAUUCUUUCAUCCAAUUUUAAUACAUGGAUCGGGUGUAAAUAGAACACAGGAAUUUCGAAAGGCAAUAUCCUGUCAUUUUGCAAGUAGUACCUGUGCUUACAUUGAUGUUGCAGGCUCAACACAAGAAAAUAUUGCUGAUGAGGUGAUUGAAAUAGCCAAAAAACGUCUUGGAAGGAAAGUUGAUAUUUCAUAUGAAGACAUAUGGGAAUUCAGGAAUCGUGCAGUAAGAAGAAAAGCUCCUAUAUCUCCCAUAAGUCGUUUAUGAGACAAAUAGUAAUAGUAUAUACAUGAACUUAAAGGUUUUUGAGAAAUAAUUUUAAGCAUUGUUCAAAUAUGCAAGCUUAUAUCUCAAAAGUCAAAAAUAUUUACUGUUUUAAUGAAAAGACUUUAUUCCCAUGUACGGAACAUCCAAAUGUAAAACCUUCAUGAAAGGAAAAUCAAACUUUGUUUGUUUGAAUACUCUAUAUUUAAAAUGACUAAAACUAUUUGAUUUACAGGGAAAAAAAUUGUCAACUUCAACAGAUUUAAUAUGUUGCUUACUUUUGUUGGGUUAUUAUCUGUCUUCAUGGAAAAGCCAGUGCUGUGAUAACUGAUUCUGUGUUCCAUUGUCAACACUGUUAAAAAAGUACUGGUAAACAAGACAGCAUCUGUGUUAUCUUUCCAAUUGUAUAUCAACCCCAUUCAAGUGAAAGAUUUACCUUUAAGACAUAGUCUGGGAUGUUUGGGCUUUAAUUUGAAAAUGAUUUUCAGUCAUAAAUUAUUUAUUUAUGUAUUUAGAAUAAUGAAAUUAAUGUGUAUAUAUAUUUAUUUAUUUAAUAAAACAAGCUUACAAUAUUCAAAUGAAUGAAUGAAUAAAUGAAUAACAGAA